GUCACAACACUACGACAGUUAUGUUGGCAAUGCGAGAUGAUAUUCAGCGAGCUAUGAAAAGAGGUGAAGUCACAAUAGCUGUUCUCGCAGAUUUCUCGAAAGCGUUCGAUACUGUGUUGUAUUCUACCAUCUUAAGAAAACUCCAUUCACAAGGUUUCUCCAAAGAGUAUCUCAAAUGGGUCACAAGCUAUCUGACUGGUCGACGACAGUUUGUUCAAAUAGACGACACAGUGUCAAACACAACUAACGUUUGUUUUGGAGUUCCACAAGGGUGUAUACUUGGUCCUAUACUCUUCAACCAAUAUGUGAAUGAUCUCUCUGAAAACCUUGACGACUCUAUAUCUUCACAUCAGUAUGCCGAUGACACUACCAUCUAUGCACAUUGUAAGCCAGCUGACAUAAAGUCAUGUGAAGAGAAAAUUCAAUCCAAUCUAGAUAAACUUUCUACCUGGUCUAGUUCUAAUAACCUUGUUCUUAACCCCAAUAAGACAUAAAUCAUGCUUUUCUCGACUAGUCAACUCUCUCGUGUGCACCAACUUGAUGAAGAUCGUUCUGUUCAUCUUCAUGCUAAUGGAAUUGAACUUAAAAGAACUAAAUGUGCGGCUCUUCUUGGUACUACAUUGCAUCAAAAUUUAAAAUGGAAUGAUGAUGUUAACAAAAAGAUCUCAAGUUGUUACGCGACAUUAUCCGUCUUGAGAAAAUUGAAACAUUUGGCACCAUUUAAAAUUCGGAAGCAACUCGCGGAGUGUCUGGUGCUAUCAAAAAUUGAUUACAACGAUGUCGUGUCUAGUCCAGUACCAGAAUACCUAUUAAAACGCUUACAACGAGUGCAGUUCGCUGCUGCUGGCUUUGUAUUUAAUAGGUACGCUAGAUUCACUGAUGUCAUGUCUCUCCGUUGGCUUCCAAUUUUGGAGCGUAGCCAAAUUAGCAUACAAAGCAAUGAAUUGUGAUGACUGGCCUUCAUACUUAAAAUUAGAGGAAUAUAUUCCUAUCAGACCAUUACGAUCAUCAUCUGCCCGGCGUCUAGUAGUCCCUAUUAUCUCUGGAACCUUCCAAGAUGAAGCAGCUCGAGUGUUCAAUUUCUUACCUGAAGAAAUUCGAAACUGCGAUACAUUUAAAGAUUAUUGCAGAACCUCCUCCGAGUACUUCAAAACACUAGUCAAAAACAGAAUUAGUGACACGUCGUAAACCCUGUUGACAUUGUGUGUAUAACUAUACUGUAUAUUUCUGUGUAUAAGUAAUGUCAAUUGUUAAAUACUGUAAUGUAUAACAUACUACGUAUUGUAAUACUUGUUGUGUCGUAUUAUGUACUCCGUUGUAUGUAUUGCAUACUUCGUUAUCUUAUAAUCAAACUCACUUGUAGCAUAGAAGAGCCACUAUGUGGAAAUGCUAUUAAAUCAUUAUUAUUAUUAUUAUUAUUAUUAUUAUUAUUAUUAUUAUUAUUAUUAUUAUCAGUAGCAAAGCCGUUUAGGGAAAACAUUUCCCAACUAGUUACAUUCUACAACCCCAGCCGCAAAGAUAUGAAGGUGAUAACAGAUGACUAUCUUCAUGGUGUUCCUCAAGAGACAAUUACAGAAAUCACAAAAAUAUUGAGAGAUGAGAAGUUCACCGCACUAGAUAUACUACUAAAGCACCCUUACACCUACACUGUUAGGUUAAACACUGCAUAAUAUAUAGAUGGGUAUCGGAAAAAUGGGAACUGAGUCUGACAUAGAAAUUGACAGUAUACUGAGUGAAGUGGAAGGGGACGCAAAGUUACCGCAAAGAAAGUCUAAACCUACCGCAAGAAAAUCUAAGGCUACCGGAGAGAAGUCUCAAACUGAUAAAAGAAGGGAUAAACUUAUUGAGCUAUCAAGAGAUGGUAUUGUAGAGAAGUCAGUAAGUUUCAUAAGAAAGUCUAAUAAAGAUGUAAUAGAUAGAUUAUACGAUGAGCACGAAAACCAAAGGAUGAAAUAUGCUGGUGACUUUUUGGCAACACUGGUGAUAUCAAAGUUUGCGUCUGUACUAGGUGGUAUGAAUGUAGUUGAAUCAUCAGAGGCACUGUCUGAUGAACUCCUAGGUGAUAAGCUUCUAAAGGAGGACGUUUCCCAGCUAACUAGAAGUAUAUCCCCAGUAUUCCAUUCAUAGGUCUCAUAUCAGGAGGCUGCACCACCGCCAAGCAUGUAGUAGGUCAUAUGUGGAACAAAAAGGAGGAAGAACCAGAAGUCUCAGAUAAUGCAAAACAUAUCUUAUUACAUACAGAAUGUCACAACUCGGAGAACCCUACGACUGGGGAAACCCCUGGGAAAGAACAGAAUUUGAAUCCAUAAAUGAUGAACUGAUAAUUAUAGCUAAUCCUAAGGGUGAGUAUAAAGGGUUUGCAAUAGAGUUCAAAUCACCUAAGGGCAGACUGGAAGCAAAUAGAAUGUCUUAAGAGACUUAGACAAUUAGGGUACAUGACUAUGAUUGGGGAUGACCUGGUAAAAAUAUGUAUCAGAAUAUAUGAGUACUUAUCACUGAAAGAAAAAGUGAAAAUAAGAAGGGUAAAAACUGUUGUUAGUGAUGUAAAGCUGCACAAACCAAAGUUCAAGUCAGGUAUGUACUAGUAGUGUUUAGGUUAGUGGUAAAAAUUAAACUUAGAAAAUGCUCGGCUAUUAUAGUUGGGCAUUUUUUAAGCAAUCACAUAUAUGUAAACAUCUAUGUAGACAUCGAUGUAGGUAUCUAUGUAUAUAUCUAUAUAGUUAAACAUAGGCAUCUAUAUAGAAUGGCUGACGAACGUAAAACAGAAGAGGUUACUAUCACAAGUGAAAAGAAGAAGGACCCUAAGAGAGUAGAAGCUGGAAAGAGACUAGCAGUUCUAAGUAAAGCUGCAAGAGAGAGGAAAAAGGAGACGGCCGAGCCUAAGGCCUCAUCUAGCAAUGAUAAUAUGAUUUCCUAUAUAGGAGUGGGAAUUGCAUUGGUAUCUCUUAUGCUAGCAUAUAAGGCACAUCAGAGGGAAACUAGGGAACCAGAAGUUAGGUACGUACCUAAGACUGUAGAAGUAACUAAGAAAGUAGAUGCGUCUAGGUUAGAUUCAUUUGAAUGAUACAUUAAUUAAACAUAACAUAUAUUAUAGCAAAAAUGAGUAAAGAAUCAAAGAUGAGCAUGGAAGUGUACAACGCAGUGUUACUUACAGCAGGAGCAGUUGGUAUAUCAAUGGCAUCAAAGAAACUAUUGAAAGAACCCUUAGGCACCCCAGAGAAUGUGAAAGGAAUGGCAAAAUUAGCUGUUUCAGUUAGUAUUUCAUCUCUACUGGUCUCUUACUUGAAAGAAAAGAAGUAUCUACCAGAUGAUCCAUUCAAAACCUAGGUAAAACUAUACAAUGGCAAGCGCAGUAGCAGGAGGACUCUUUAAUGCAUUUGCAUUUGCAUGACCAGGAUUCCUAUUUAAAAUGAUUGAUAAGAACGGAUUCUCUGAGGAAGCUAAAAGACAUAACCUUGCAAUGGAGAACCUAACAGCUGAAAGAGAAAAGUACCUUGAAGAAGUUACUGAUAGGAGAAACAGAAUAGUUCAACUAAGGGAAGAACUAGCUGAAGCAGAUCGUGAUAUAAAGUCUACGAACCAAUCAUUGGAGUUAGUUAGAAGGAUCGAUGAGUUAACACGUAAGGUUAUGCCUGUAAAGCCAAAGCUUAGUAAUCACUACAAGCCCAGCUCUGAGAUGGAAGAAUAUAUGGCACUCUUUGGUUUACUUACAGGUGGGGCGGUAGGUGGGUUAGCAUACUUAAUGCUGUAGAAAAUACCGUAAAAAUUUUCACAACUAUAAGUAUAUAGGAAUGGACUGGUUAAUGAUGACAACACAUGAGGAGAUAGUACGUGCAGGUAAAAGAAAAACACAGUGAGAGAGCUAGAGGCUGUCGUAAGAAAGUACGCAGUAAAUAGAAUAAGGAGUAGACACAUAUAUGAUCCAAUAUGUAGCGAAUGUGGAAGUAAGUCUAUUAUUGUAGUAGAUGGGGCAGAUAAUGUACAGUAUGUGGUGGCUGUGAUUUGAAUAAUUUCUCCUACUAUGUUAGUUACAACUACAACAAGGACGACUAUCUGAAAAAAAAGUCUUGUCAUAAAAGGGUCCGCUGGUUCGAGAGACAUUUGAUGGAACAUGUUGCUCCAAGGGAUAGGGAUACCAUAAGGGAGCAGUUCAGAAGCAUUGUAAGAUGUAUACAAAGACUUAAGAGGCUGUCUCUGCAAAAACGGACCGAUGAAAAUCUCAUUAAAAACAGAUUUCGCCUGAAUUUUACAAGAAAGUACAAAAAUGUGUCUACAUUAACGAAUUCGUAUCGGUUUUUCAAAUUUCUUGACUCUUCACGAGAUUUUAUGAUGUAUGUAUCAACCACCGAGCACGUCAAAAUGGCGGCCAUUUUCCGUACGCAAGUUGUUCAGUUUGGGCAGUCGAUUACUUACACUUCACAGAAAGCCAAAAACAAAUUACUACUCAAAGUUUACGUACUUACGUACCUUGUAUAAAAAAAAUAAUUGAAAGAAUAAACAUUUCUCCAAAUUUUGCACGUUGGGCAAAUCUUACAUUUGCCUAUUUCGAACAAUAACAGAAAUCACCAAAAGUGCAGUCAAGACGACGGCGGUUUAUGCUAAAGUGAGGCUAGUAAAAAUAAUACAUUCUAUACUGGGUCAAAGUUUAAGACAUGUAUUACUGAGAUCAAGCGAAAAAUGUUUUGGUCUAACAUGCUUACAAGUAUAUUUGGCUCUUUAAAUAAUAGUAAAUUUGAACAUGUGGCGUAAUCUGCUUCGUUUUAAACACGGAUCGCUCAGGAUCGCUUAAAAAUGCAAAAUCUUACCUUAUCUGCCCAUAUAUAACUUCUUGAAUUUCUACAAGCUUAUUUUUUUCAAUCCAAAACUAUGGAUAUGCGUUGCAUUGAGGAUCGAAAGAUAAAUGAAUGAUAAUACGUCGUUAAACCAAGAUAAUAUUAUAAAUACUGCCCACCGGCUUUGCACCGUAAUUGUCAUUUUUACAAGACUUGUUCUCGGUAAGCAAAUACAGCAUUUCACAGCACAGGUGUGAUGCUGCAUCAUAACUUUGCAGAAGGAUCACACAUUAAAUCUAAUUUUCACUGACAAUGAGUGAGAAUUGAGCAAGUUUAAUUUUUAAUAUUUGCAUAUUUGUUGUUGUAGAAGUGUCGAUUGUUUUCGUUUCCACCUAUAGACUUCAUGUAACUCUCAAUAAAAAGUAUAUAAAAAAUUUUGACCACACCCUCGCUUAGGUGUAACCAAAUUUUUUAUAUUACUGUAGUAGUAUUAAACCAGUUUGUAAUAAUCAUUUCUAUUUAUAAAUCAAUGAAAAUAGAUUACAAAACAAAUUGACCCACUGACAACAACAAAUUGAAUAAACGUGAUCACUAGAUUCCGACAGCACUGUAUUGAGCUGAAAGUACUGUACUUCUUUUGGGAUAAACCGAGAAAAUCACAUGCUAUCAUGGCAAUGAGGACGUCCGAGUGUUUUCUGAAAGAGAUAGAUUCAAACUCUUGUGGCACUUCCAGGGAUAUAAGGGGGCUUGUACUUUUGUGCGACUGCAAUGACGAUAUUCAACGGCACCUGGCAAGCUUUCGCCUUUCGAAAUCGAAUCUAAACGAAUGUGCCCUGAUUCUAGCAAGGGUUGGCAUGUUUGACGUUUCCCAGCAGGAAAAAGAGCAGCUUCUGGUGUGUCCUUAUCACCGACACAAGUUUGGUAAAUUUUGGCGGCCUUCGAAAGUAACGUGCCAAUAUCCAUUGCACAAAGGUAAAAGCAAGACAUUGAAAGGUACAGAUGCAGUCACAUUGCAAAUGGCGAAAGAUGUCUAUACUCUAUAUGGAUCAACUAUACCAGUAGGAUCUUGUAAGUAUUCAUAUCUUCUCGUUGUUCUCAAAAAAAGUUUGCCUCUAUAUAAAUAGAGGAUAUUAUACACGGCGGUGCGAAGAUAUGACUUUUAUCUUCGAGUGGUGAAAACAAUUUUUUACAAACGAAGUAAAAAAAAUAUAUAUAAAAAUAUUUUAAAAAAUAUUGUAAUAAAAAUAAAAUAUUGUCUUUAACACGAGAAGAUAAAAGUCGUAUCUUCAAGCCACCGUAUAAUGUUAUGUUUAUUACAUAGUGCCAAGCAAAAAAUUGUGAAAUUUCACGCUUUAAAGCAAGUUGGAAAAAGUCACGUGAUCGAUAUCUGCACUAGUGAAGAUAUGGAAAAUAUCUCACUGUGUAUUUUUCAGUAUCUCACUCUCUAGUAUAUAAUAAGUCUUGCUAUUAAUCUUAUCAAACUAUAUUAUUUAUAAAAUUAUAAAUGUACUUGCAGCUGUAUGUUCCAAUUGCCGAAAAUCGCACAAAAAAUACGUUGAUGAGGAAACGGAUAGGGAUGGUGGGAACAAAAGGGUAGCACCAAAGAACAGGUACAUAAAACAUUGGACAAAAAAGUCCGAAAGGAGAAGGCGUGUCCCUGGCAACGCCUUUUCUAACGUCUCUUUAUAGAUACAUCAUCGAAUAUUAUAUAUAGAUAUCAACCUCGUUCCCAGGCUCUUUCCUCCAGCGAGGAGCGUAGUGGAAAGAGCCUGGAUACGAAGUUGAUACAGAUAUAUCAUUGUUUACAGUCAUUGCAUUUAGUUUUUGCAUUCAUGCCAAAUUGACGAAAAAGAUUUUUAAAGGGAAAGGACUUAUUUCAUUUUAUUUUAUAUAAAGGGUAACUUCGUUGACUUCGUUUUGUGACACACCUCGUCCUUCCAGUUACACUACUAAAGACGCGAACUGGACACCAGGUCAGUGUAGUGGUCCAGGUAGUGACAGCUCGCACGAAAACGCCAUUUUGCUUGAGAAAGCUAGGAACAAGACGGACACGGUUCUAGAAAAUUACAACAGAGUAAUGAUUGAAUUGUCGUCGCAAACGAACCAAGAGGAAAUAAAGCCCUUGCAAACCAGGAUGAAAACUAGCUGGACUGAUGCAACCAAAGAAGAGCAGAAAAUGUUUACCGAGAAAGCAACCGAAGCUUGCCAAGUUAUUUGCAAUAUUAUCUCUCCGAGUGAUGGUAAAAGUUUGUUUCAAGCUGUUCAAGAACAUAAAAGAGAUUGUAACCUAGAUUUCUUAACUACAGCAUACAGGAACACGACUUCUAAAAAGAUCAAGACACAAAUACUGAGUCUCUAAGCGUACGAAUACCCAGCAAGCAAGUUAAUCGAAAUGCAUUCAUCAUUUGAAAAGCUAAGCGAAAGGCAAAUAAAGAAAGCAGGGGCCCACGCUAAAACAUUUGGCUCAGGGACACCAGUCGAGACAACAAAGAAACACAGGAUCUAUUUGAACAAGGCAAAACUUGAUCACUUUAUCGAAUUUUCGAAUCGCCCAUAUUUCUAUCUAGAUGUGUCCUACGGAACACGGGUCCUUAAACUAGAAAGUGGAGAACGAUUAGCCAUGCCAAAUGUCAUCAGAACAAUUACAAAGUCCACCCUAAUUUCUGAGUAUCAGAAACAUUGUACAAAGACAGAAUUUUCGCCGUUAAGUCGCGCUACUCUCUUCAGAAUUUUGAAUGUUAGAGAAGCUUCCCAGCGAAAGUCUUUAUAUGGGCUAGAUAAUACUGCAGCAGAUGGUUCAAGUGCAUUUGAUUCCAUGGAAAAUAUUCUGAAUAGUUUACAACAAGCGUCAAACGAGAAGAUAAGCUGGUAUGAAGAGACAAGGAAAUCACUCCGAGCAGGCAAGAAGUAUCUCAAAACCGACUUCCGGGUGCAUCGCAAGGAGACUGAAAGCCCAUGCCCUGACCAUUGCCGGAAGUUCGAAAGACUCACUCAAGUUUUGAUUGGCAUAGAACAUGCUAUCAAAACUUGUCAGGGGUUUUAUGGGAAUGAUCUGAAAGAAGAUAUCUUGCAUGAUUUUGGACUUGCUAAAAACGCCAUUUUAGCAUGGAAAGCUCAUAUUUUGCGAUCUGAGAAUCAGGAAUGUGGAAAACAAGCAGUGUUGGAGAAGUUAGAUGAUAGUUCUGUUCUUAUCGUUAUGGACUGGGCAAUGAAGUUUUUGCAGCUGCGUUACAGAGAGAAACAAUCCGAUUGGUUCGGUAAACGUGGCUUAAGUUGGCAUGUGAGUAGUGUUAUCCAUCGAAAUAACAGCGCAACAUAUAUCAUCAAGUCGUACGUACAUCACUUUGAUAGUUGCACCCAGGACUGGUAUACAGUCGUUUCUAUUAUCGAGGACUUGUUCAAGGCACUGAAACGUGAUCACCCGACAGUUAGAAGAGCAUUUCUAAGGUCCGAUGAAGCCGGGUGCUACCACAAUAAUGAGCUGAUAGCCGCCGUUCAAGAUAUUAGUAAGAGGGCGGGUAUCAAAGUUGAAAGGUACGAUUUCUCCGAACCGCAGUAUGGGAAAGAUGUGUGUGAUCGAAUCCUAUGUCCAAUGAAAGAAUCGAUAAGACGGUUCUGCAAUGAAGGUCAUGAUGUCAUUCGAGCGAAAGAUAUGCGUGAAGCUUUACAGCAACGACCUGUUAAGGGAACAACAUCAUUUGUUAACUCCGUCAGAACAGAAAACAAAACCUUGAAAAUGACGAAAUGGAAAGGAUUCAGCAGCUUCCAUAACUUUCAGCACGAAGACAAAGGAAUUCGAAUAUGGAAAGCAUUUUCUGUUGGUAGUGGAAGAUUCAUUCCUUACUCGAGUAUCUUCUUACAGCGCCAGGGACCAACCAAUUUGAAAGUUGAAGAAGAUCAGGAUUUUUUUCCAGAAGUCAGUGGCAGAAGCUUCAAAACCAAACAAGACAAGACGUCUGACACGGAAGUUCAGAUUUAUGAGUGCUCAGAACCCGGAUGUUGUCAAGAGUUCGACUCAAUGGAAGACUUAGAUGUCCACAUGGAAUUGGGAGUGCAUGAACUCGUUCAUCCCAAUGAAAGCAUUUACGACCAGCUCAGAAGACAGUGGGCUGCGCAGUUUGGCAACGUUACUGUUCAUAAAAGUAAUACACAGCCAAUUUCAGCAGAUAACACUAUCCAUUCUGAAGGCGAAAGCGGCUGUCCUUCAGCUCUGCCCAUGGGUUGGGCUCUCCACGCGCCAGCCUCCAAGUCUCGGUUUCCAGACUGUGUAAGGUUAUACCUCAAAGCAAAGUUUGACCUCGGUGAAAGGACUGGCGAGAAGGCUGAUUCACAACAAGUUGCAUUGGAUAUGCGAAACGCGCGAAACGAAGACGGGGAUCGGCUAUUCCAGAGAGAUCAGUGGUUUGCAAAGAAUCAGGUGAAAAGCUUUUUUUCAAGACUAGCAGCAGCACGCAGAAAGAAUGUUGGAACGAACGAUUCCGAAGAUGACCUGGUUAGCCUAUCAGAAAUCGACGACGUUUCUGGAAAUCACUGGAUGGAAGAACUGGAGAGUUUGGAGGAAGAGCAGGAAAGAUGCUCGUUGCUAGAAGCUGUUGAAAGCCAGAUGGGGGUAACACAUCCAAUAAUUUAUGACACCUACGAUUUGUGUGAAUGCAAUGAACAAAACCGUCUGAAUGUAUUUAAAAUUGUCAUGCUGAAAGAAAUUUGCAGCACUUUUGACAUUGGCUUCAAGUCGAGGGAAACCAAAGGAAUGCUUAUAGCCAAACUCAAGGAAAUGCUUGACCAAUGUUCCUGUUCAACAUGAAAGUCUGAUUCCACGACGCGAAAUUGUUCGCGGGAAAUGCAAUGGUGACUGUGUGUCUGCAAAAUAUUUUGUGAAUAAAUUUCGCACUGAUGGCUGCACAUAGGUGAUUUUAUUGUAUAUUGUUUCUGUACACAACGUCAGAUGAUAUCGCUGAGAAAAGAGUAAAAAGGUCGUGGAAUCAGAGUUAGACAACGAGAAACGAGUUAACAAAACAAUUGACAUAUGAAUUGCAUUUUACUUUUAAUUCAACAUUACUGUAUGGUUGUCUAUAAUUUAUAUCGUUGGGACCAUUUAAUGGGUAGUAAUUAAACAAACUUGAAGACAAUUGAGGAAAAACUAACUUUUCCUAGACGAUCAAUGAAGUGUAUCUCAAUAGCAAGUUGAUUUCCAUGCAAUCUCGAUACUGUAACUACAUAUUCACAAAACAAUUCCAGCUCUUUACAAUUAUUGUAAAGAGCUGAAAUUGUUUUGUUAUGUGUCUGAGCUACGGAUGUACUCAGAACUCUGUCUCUAUGACUCUGUGCUCGUUUGACAUUUUUCAGUGGAAGUUACAUGAAGUAUAUACCAAAACGUCAACAACAAAUUUGAGAAUAAGGCAUAAAAUGUAUUUCUACUUCUAUCUUCACUGUCAGUUGAAAUAAGAGUACAUAGAUAAGGAUUUGCUGUAUGGUGCUUCUGAGAAACUAUAAACACUAUAACUGUGUUAUAAAAUACUAUUUGCCUACCAAGAACAGACCUUCCAAAAAUCACGAUCAGUCGACAGUCCAAAGCCGCGGAGGACGUAAUUAUUUUAACAUCAGGGAACAUUUGGUGUUUUUUUAACGACGUAUCAUUCACUUAUCUUUCCUCGUUACAACGCAUAUCCGUAGUUUUGGAUUGAAAAAAAUGAGCUUGUAGAAAUUCAAGAAGUUAUGGGCAGAUAAGGUAAGAUUUUUCAUUUUUAAGCGCCUGAGCGAUCCGUGUUUAAAACGAAGCAGAUUACGUCACAUGUUCAAAUUUACUAUUAUUUAAAGAGCCAAAUAUACUUGUAAGCAUGUUAGACCAAAACAUUUUUCGCUUGAUCUCAGUAAAACAUGUCUUAAACUUUGAUCCAGUAUAGAAUGUAUUAUUUUUACUAGCCUCACUUUAGCAUAAACCGCCGUCGUCUUGACUGUACUUUUGGUGAUUUCUGUUAUUGUUCGAAAUAGGCAAAUGUAAGAUUUGCCCAACGUGCAAAAUUUGGAGAAAUGUUUAUUCUUUCAAUUAUUUUUUUAUACAAGGUACGUAAGUACGUAAACUUUGAGUAGUAAUUUGUUUUUGGCUUUCUGUGAAGUGUAAGUAAUCGACUGCCUAAAUUGAACAACUUGCGUACGGAAAAUGGCCGCCAUUUUGACGUGCUCGGUGGUUGAUACAUACAUCAUAAAAUCUCGUGAAGAGUCAAGAACUUUGAAAAACCGAUACGAAUUCGUUAAUGUAGACAUAUUUUUGUACUUUCCUGUAAAAUGCAGGCGAAAUCUGUUUUUAAUGAGAUUUUGAUCGGUUCGUUUUUGUAGAGACUGCCUCUUAAGCUGCAAAGGGGGCGCAACAUAGUCAGAUACAAGUUUUACCUACUGAGAAUAGCCAGCAUGAAUGGUAUCACUUUGAGGAACCCUCCCGAGGACAUUAAAACUCAAAGGAUAGUGGACAUCCUUGAAGAUAGGUUGUACGGAAAAGUUUUUGUUGAGAUUGGAUGGAAACCUGAGAAAUGUAAAUAUUAUAAUAACUGGAAAAGUAAAAACACUUAAAGAAAUAUUAAUAUAAUAAAUCAAUAGAAUUAAAACAAUAAAUUAAAUAAAAAAUAAAAACACUUAAAGAUAUACUAAUAUAAUAAAUCAAUAUAAUUAAACAAUAAAUUCAAUAAAAAAUAAAAAAAACACUUAAAGAAAUACUAAUAUAAUAAAUCAAUAGAAUUAAACAAUAAAUUAAAUAAAAAAUAAAAUUAAAUACCUUAUUUUUUUUUUACACCUAUAGUAUAGAGGAACAGUUAGAAAUAUGGCGGGAGUCAAUAUAAGCGAAAUGAGCAUAGAACAAGUUAUGGCACUUAACAGUAUCAUUGAUAGUGGCGACGAUCUGGAGAUGCGAGUAAAUGAGAUCUUGGGGGAUAAAAACUACAAGGUCACUCCCAAGGAUAAGGGUGAGGAUUACUUCUAUGGAGAACAGCAAUUCGCAAAUGAAGUAGACGCUGAUGUGCUAAGACCUAAACUUAGAUAUGUACCUAAGAACUACAAGGGUAAGCGUGGAAUGACUCCUGUGUGGAAGUACUCUGAGAGGCAGAAGACAAAAGCUGCUCUCGUGGAGGAAGCAUACCAGAGUUUACUGUCCAAGGGAGUGGGAGGUCUACCACCAACUAUGGGAGGAGCCUGGCGUACUGACAAUGUCCUCGUUAAUGAAGAAUUCAAAAGAAUAGAGAAUGAGAGAAAUCCUAAGGUAAAGCGUCGUAGAGGUCGACCACCAAAGGCAAAAACUGAUACUGAAGUGAAGGUGCCUAAAAAGAGAGGUAGACCACCAAAGAAGCAAACUGUGGCUGAAAGGUUCAUGAGUCAGAGUAAGGUAAAACUCUCAGUACCUGCGAAUAGUGUUGUAACUCCAGUGGGUCCAGGUAAGUUCACAAUUACUGUGGAUCUUAAUAAGAGACCUACGAGGAAAGCUCCUGAGGUACCUAAGGGUAUAGCUCCAUGGAGACCAACACCUAAGCCUAGGACAGUGCUUCCUAAGGUGAGACCUAUACCGGCACCCAGAACCAGUGUCCCUAAGGUUAGCCAAAACCAGCACCCAGGACUAAGAAACCAGUGUCUUCUUCUAAGAUUCGUAAGAUUGUGAAACCUAAGAAGAAGACUGAGGAGAGACACUUAACAGUAAUCCCAGAAGGUCAUGAAAUUGAUCCAUUCGGAACAGACCUUGAAAAGUCUUUCCAUAGGAAAAUUGAGACUGCCGCCAAUGGUGCGGCUGUGACUUACUCAAUAACUCCGAAUCAUAUGGAUCCACUAAGUCAGCUAACAGCAAGCAGGCAGGUUGUAAGGGGAAUACUUGUGAAUGAGCUAAGGGUAAUGCGAGGGUUAAAGUAUACGGAGACGAUGAAGGUAAGAAUGUCCAAUGAAGUCGGUGAUGGAAAAACAAAGAAGGACUCAGUCUACUUCAAAUCCAAGACUGGUACUAUAACUAACUUAGAUGAUAUUAUAGUACAGUUGCACAAAUUCAACUGACAAUCUUAUCUAGAAUCGAAACAUUCCAAAAACUAGGUUCAUUGCUAUGUACACGCCUCUUAAGGGUAGUUCGUAUAUGAAACUACCUGAUAACAUCAAUAAUCCAAAGUGUGGUCUUAUUAAUAUGAGGAACAGUGAUAAUAAAUGUUUCAUGUGGAGUCAUGUGAGAUAUCUAAAUCCUAAGGCUAGAAGAGCAACUUAUAUCACUAAGACGGGAGUUAGGUAACAUCGAGUUGGAUUCGAGUUCGAGUUCGAGUUGGGCUUCGAGUUGGACUUCGAGUUGGACUUCGAGUUAAACUUCGAGUUAGAUAUUUUUCUUUACUUUUCGGGAAAAUGACAAUUGUAUUUUACCCAACCUUUUUUGCUGCGGAGCGAGCGAGCCUGAAUCAAAUUUACACUUAUUAUAUGGGGGAAUUUUAUCUUAAACCAUUGUUUACCGCAGCUGUAGGCCUUGUGGUCGUGCGCGAUCGGAAAUGCUCAGUAACCUUUUUGUCGGUUGUGCUUCCACAACACCUUGUGGUAAUUUUGAGUUGCAGAUUUCCUACAAGUUACAGAUAUUGCACAGCACAUUCCCUACCUCCUCCGCAAGCCAUACAGCCCGUAAUGAGUAUGCCCGUUCGCAUGUUGAAAUUUGAAAUUUGACAAGAAGGCUGCGGAAGAGGUAGGCACACUCCCUAUAUCAGGGUUUUCAGUGACUGGUUAUAUUAGGACCGGAACUGGCGUGAAGCAGACCGAG
This is a messenger RNA of Paramuricea clavata, 13533 nucleotides long. NCBI's taxonomy places the organism in Eukaryota, Metazoa, Cnidaria, Anthozoa, Malacalcyonacea, Plexauridae. The record is from the annotation of a GenBank genome assembly.